AUGGCGGCUGCAGCGACAGCGAACGUGGUGCCCGCGGGGAGGGCGGCACGGAGGACGAUGGAGGAUGACAAGUUGGUCUUUGAGACGUCGCCUGGUGUAGACCCGAUUAUGAGCUUCGAUAAGAUGGGAAUCAAGGAUGAUUUGCUUCGUGGAAUCUAUGCAUACGGCUUUGAGAAGCCCUCCGCAAUCCAGCAGAGGGCCGUCAUGCCUAUUAUUCAGGGCCGAGACGUCAUCGCACAGGCACAGUCCGGUACUGGCAAGACCUCCAUGAUUGCCCUAACUGUUUGCCAGACGGUCGAUACAGCUAACCGAGAGGUCCAGGCCUUGAUAGUGUCACCCACUAGGGAACUGGCAUCUCAGACAGAGAAGGUAAUAUUGGCGAUUGGCGAUUAUAUUAACAUACAAGCACAUGCGUGUAUUGGUGGAAAAAGUGUGGGUGAGGACAUUAGAAAGCUAGAACAUGGAGUUCAUGUGGUAUCCGGAACUCCAGGCAGGGUAUGUGACAUGAUCAAGCGGAGAACUCUACGAACCAGAGCCAUUAAAUUAUUAGUUCUGGAUGAGUCUGAUGAAAUGUUGAGCAGAGGUUUCAAGGACCAAAUUUAUGAUGUAUAUAGAUACCUUCCCCCAGAGCUUCAGGUUGUCUUGAUCUCGGCUACCCUUCCACAUGAAAUUUUGGAGAUGACAACCAAGUUCAUGACAGACCCUGUAAAGAUCCUUGUGAAACGUGAUGAGUUGACUUUGGAGGGCAUCAAGCAAUUUUUUGUUGCCGUGGAGAGAGAGGAGUGGAAGUUUGAUACUCUCUGCGACCUUUAUGAUACCCUUACAAUCACCCAAGCUGUUAUUUUUUGCAAUACCAAGCGUAAGGUGGAUUGGUUAACUGAGAAGAUGCGUAGCUAUAACUUUACCGUAUCAUCAAUGCAUGGGGACAUGCCACAGAAGGAGAGAGAUGCCAUUAUGCAAGAGUUUCGGUCUGGGGCAACCCGUGUCUUGAUCACCACUGAUGUUUGGGCUCGGGGUCUGGAUGUCCAACAGGUUUCUCUGGUGAUCAAUUAUGACCUUCCCAACAAUCGUGAGCUUUACAUUCACCGGAUUGGUCGUUCUGGUCGUUUUGGACGCAAGGGUGUGGCUAUUAAUUUCGUUAAGACUGAUGAUAUCAAGAUCCUAAGAGAUAUAGAGCAGUACUACAGUACCCAGAUUGAUGAGAUGCCAAUGAAUGUUGCUGAUCUGAUAUAAAUGUUGCUGGUGAUCACUUAUAACUGUUAAGUAGAUCGAGGGUGAUGAAGAUUUGUGUGGUUGAUGUUUGCGGUUGCAUCAUCGUUUUUCUUCAUUUGAAAGCAUGGAACCUUUUUUAUGUGAACUUGUGAUCAUAUAAUGGUCUACCAACUUCCACAAUUGUCUGCUAGCUUCACUUUAAUACUCUUCUUAUCAGUGCCUCAGAGGUUAAUGCCGCAUUGUUUGCUAAAUUAGUAAAUACGAGUGUCAUAGCUCAUGUAAAGGUACUUCCACUUCUUUAGUUGGAUGUUAUUUUUGGCAAUGUGAUUAGAGUUGCACGUAGUGUGUUCCUGUUC
Messenger RNA from Tripterygium wilfordii, 1568 nucleotides. RefSeq names its product eukaryotic initiation factor 4A-3-like. Lineage: Eukaryota; Viridiplantae; Streptophyta; Magnoliopsida; Celastrales; Celastraceae. Gene Ontology annotation, molecular function: mRNA binding; ATP binding; RNA helicase activity. The record is from RefSeq and is a predicted model, not a curated record. Bases 1 to 1233 code for a protein of 410 amino acids. The transcript has 8 exons. Gene Ontology annotation, cellular component: catalytic step 2 spliceosome; nucleolus.